AUGCGGUCCACACUUCGGCUACUGGCCAAUGUCAAGCCCCGGUAUCUGGAGCCCUUCGCUCCCACCGGAUUGACUGGCCUGAACACCCACCCAAGCCCUCGUCCGACUCUAAUCUAUCUCUACACCACGACUCUCCAGAAGCUGUCCAACUUCCCCGAGUCCUCCGCCUACCGCCAGUCUGUCGAGGCCUUGUCUCGCCACCGUCUUCAGAUUGUUGAGUCGCAGAAGCCUCCCGGUUUCGAGCAGUGGUUGGAGCGUGUGAAGAAGACUGUUGGAGCCGAGCCCGAGCGAUUCGCCCAACUCCAGCGCUCCGACGGUACAUUCGCUUUCGUUGGCUCGCAGCAACCCGACGGAAGUGACAACGCUCGCGGCGAGGAAUGGGAUGGUGAGGGUUUGUCUGCCUCUACCGAGGGCCCUGCGCGUACCCCGCAAGAAGCCGCUGAGUGGCAGAAGAUUAUCAAGGAGUCCAGCUCCACCACCAACAAAGUAGAGGCAGACCACUACGAGCAUCACAUGUCUUGGGAGAAUGAGCCCGCUCUGGAGGCUGAGCAGAUCUCCCAGAUUGAGCAGAAGAUUGGCGCCGGUCUCAUCGAGGAGGUCAUCCAGGUUGCCGAGGCGGAGCUCAAGUUGACUGAUGAGCUGUACAAGGCUAAAGUGUGGGAGGAGCUUGAGGAGAAGCCUGUCCCUGGCCAAUGGACUUAUUUUGCGCGCGGAAACUAA
Messenger RNA from Penicillium daleae, 720 nucleotides. RefSeq names its product complex I NDUFA5 subunit family protein. The transcript has 3 exons. The record is from RefSeq and is a predicted model, not a curated record. The coding region runs from base 1 to 720 and encodes 239 amino acids. Lineage: Eukaryota; Fungi; Ascomycota; Eurotiomycetes; Eurotiales; Aspergillaceae. Gene Ontology annotation, biological process: respiratory electron transport chain.